AAAAGUCCUCCCCAGGCGGCUCGAAGGAAGUCCGUUCUCGCUCUUUCUCCCUCUCCCUCUCCCUCGUUGCUGUUUUGGGGAAUUUCGUCUCCUGCUUGCUCUCUCCGCCCUUUCGGUUCUCUGGUCGCGCCUUUCCCUUUUCCUCUUUGCCGGAGGAGAGGUUCGAAAGCAGAGAACGGUCGGACUGGUUCAAUCUUUGGCUUUGGAAAGAGGCAAAGAGAAGGAGAGAUGGUGAGGGGUCUGCUAAAGAGCGUUGUUUCCCGGUCGCUCUCCGUCGCCGGCAAAUGGCAAAACCAGCAGCUCCGGCGGCUCAACGUUCACGAGUAUCAGGGUGCUGAAUUGAUGAGUAAGUAUGGCAUAAAUGUUCCAAAAGGAGUUGCAAUUUCUUCUGUUCAAGAGGUGAAAAAUGUGAUCCAAAGUACCUUCCCUAACGAAGAGGAAUUAGUUGUUAAGAGUCAAAUUCUUGCUGGUGGAAGAGGCUUGGGGACAUUCAAAAGUGGUCUUAAGGGUGGAGUCCACAUAGUGAAAGCUGGUGAUGUUGAAGAAAUUUCUGGAAAAAUGCUUGGUCAGAUUCUUGUCACAAAACAAACUGGUCCUCAAGGGAAACCUGUGAACAAGGUUUACUUGUGCCAAAAGAUGUCACUUAUCAAUGAAAUGUACUUUGCUAUAACUCUUGAUAGAACGACUGCGGGUCCGAUAAUAAUUGCCUGUAAAAAAGGUGGAACAAGUAUAGAAGACCUUGCAGAGAAAUUCCCGGACAUGAUCAUAAAGGUGCCUAUUGAUGUUUUCAAAGGGAUCACCGAUGAAGAUGCUGCCAAGGUUGUUGAUGGCUUAUCGCCAAAGUUGGCUGAUAGGAAUGCAUCCAUUGAACAAGUGAAGAAGCUCUAUAAGCUUUUCUGCGAGUGUGAUUGCACACUUCUAGAGGUAAAUCCCAUGGCUGAGACUUCUGAAGGCCAGUUGGUAGCAGCCGAUGCAAAGUUGAAUUUUGAUGAUAAUGCUGCUUUUCGUCAGAAAGAAAUAUUUUGUCUUCGUGAUUCAUCUCAAGAGGACCCUAGAGAGGUUGCUGCAGCGAAAGCAGACCUGAACUACAUUGGAUUGGAUGGGGAGAUUGGGUGCAUGGUGAAUGGAGCAGGGUUGGCAAUGGCAACCAUGGAUAUAAUUAAACUGCACGGUGGAACACCUGCCAAUUUUCUAGAUGUUGGUGGAAAUGCCUCAGAGAGCCAGGUGGUGGAGGCAUUCAAAAUUUUAACAUCUGAUGACAAGGUGAAAGCAAUAUUGGUGAACAUAUUUGGGGGCAUCAUGAAAUGCGAUGUAAUUGCAAGUGGCAUUGUCAAUGCUGCCAAACAGGUCGCCCUCAAAGUACCUGUUGUUGUUCGCCUGGAAGGAACCAAUGUUGACCAUGGGAAGAGAAUUUUGAAGGAGAGUGGGAUGACAAUCAUCACAGCGGAGGAUUUGGAUGAUGCAGCACAAAAAGCUGUAAAAGCCUCAGCCAAGUAAUCUAUUAGACCUCUUCAGAGCGGUUAUGGUGCUUUUUGAAUAAUUAUUUCUUUUUAAAAUGCAAAUGCUUUGUUAUAUAAUUGGUUCUCUGGGUAAGCCGAGCCAGAGAUUGAUAAAAUUUUCUUUUUUUUCCAAUUUGCGGAGGGUGAGCCCUGUCCAUUCUUUACUGUGUUUACAAAACCAACAGAUUAGCUAUUGCCUAUGGAUCUAGUUACGGCAUCAUAAAUGCUGUCUAUUUGUUUCCCUUUGCCUUUUAGGAUAUAUUCCACUAGGAAUUUUACAAUGUAACCCGCACAGAUAAAUGAGCUUCAAAAGAUAGAAAUAUUUUCGUCUGGAAAACUGAUUCCUUAAGUCUGCGCACUUCCGCUAAGGGUUUCAGGAUGAAGUCUGUACCUUUGUAUUUUUUAUGUAUUUUUCUGAGUUAAAAAUUGUCAUCGCUGAUCAAAUAGUGAAGAGGUUACUACUGCCUUUGUUUCA
Messenger RNA from Nymphaea colorata (pocket water lily), 1974 nucleotides. RefSeq names its product succinate--CoA ligase [ADP-forming] subunit beta, mitochondrial. The record is from RefSeq and is a predicted model, not a curated record. The transcript is spliced from 12 exons. Gene Ontology annotation, molecular function: ATP binding; succinate-CoA ligase (ADP-forming) activity. Gene Ontology annotation, cellular component: succinate-CoA ligase complex; mitochondrion. Lineage: Eukaryota; Viridiplantae; Streptophyta; Magnoliopsida; Nymphaeales; Nymphaeaceae. Bases 229 to 1497 code for a protein of 422 amino acids. Gene Ontology annotation, biological process: succinyl-CoA metabolic process; tricarboxylic acid cycle.